Dermatophagoides pteronyssinus (European house dust mite) is the source of this 1482-nucleotide messenger RNA. RefSeq lists its product as uncharacterized. Lineage: Eukaryota; Metazoa; Arthropoda; Arachnida; Sarcoptiformes; Pyroglyphidae. Gene Ontology annotation, molecular function: ligand-gated sodium channel activity. The record is from RefSeq and is a predicted model, not a curated record. Gene Ontology annotation, cellular component: plasma membrane. Gene Ontology annotation, biological process: sodium ion transmembrane transport.
AUGACAAUUUUGGAUAAAAAACAACGAUAUUCAUCAUCAUUUAAACAAUUAACAAGGAAAUUUACCUAUUCAAAUAUAAUUUGGUGGUCAUUUCGUUUAUUAAUUUAUUUAAUUUUAUCUUGUUUAGCAGUUUUAUCAAUUUAUCAAUCACAUAAACAAUUUAAAAUUAAAACAGCUGAUCAUCAAAUGAGACAAGAAGAUGAAGUUGAAUUUCCAGCCAUAACAAUUUGUGCACCGACUAUAAUUACACCGAAAUUAUUGUCAGAAUUUUAUCCAGAAUUUGCUACAUUCAUUAACGAAAAUAUGGAUAAACAAUCGGAUUUACUUUAUGAUGAAUUGAAACACUAUGAAUCGAAAAUAAUGAAAAAACAUACCAUCGAAGCAAUUGUUAAUAAUUUUAGUGCAAAAAUUGAUAAUGUAAUACGUUCAUGUCGUUAUCAACCAAUAAGAUUUCGUUAUAUAAAUCAAUCAUAUCGAUAUGUUCCUGAAUUAAAUUGUUCAUUAAUAUGGCCGAUUUUGGAUAGCGUAUUUGCAGGUAAAAAAUGUUGGACAUAUUUUAGCAAAAUGUUGCAUAAUAGUGAAGAUUGGAAACAUCGUUUACCUAAUGUAACCGGGAAACAAAUACCAAAACAUCAUGAUGAUUAUAUUAAAUUAUGUGAAAAAAUUUUCACACGAAUGAUAUUUGAUUAUAAUCCUUCCAUUACUAUUGAAUUGGAACUUGCUAAUGAACAAUGGAAAAAUUGGGCAAAUCCACAAGAAAUUGGUAUUGCUGUACAUCCACCUGAAAUAUUACCCGAAUUAAAACAUUUUGUUUAUUAUAAACUAAAACCUAAUCAUAUGAUGGAAAUUUCAUUGACAAAUCGAAUAAUUAAUGAAACAGAUUAUAAUUCAAAUUGUUUUUAUUAUUCAAAAAAAGAAAUAACUUCAUAUGAAACAUUUCAAUCAUUUGAUGUUUGUGUUAAUAUGUGUAUCAAUUUGAAAUUCUAUUUUACAAAUGUAUCUUGUUUUUCCUAUUUUCGUAUGGUUACAAUAAUCAAUUUGAAGGGUGUAGAAAAAUGGGCUAAACUUUGUCCUCAUGACCAGCAGGAUUAUCUGGUAUAUCUUCAACAUCGAAAUAAUUGUAUUGAAUAUUGUGAUAAAGAUUGUAUACAAAAUAAUUUUGAUAUUGAUUUUCAUCAAACAAAAAUUCAACCACCAAACGGUACCAAUGCAUAUUCACAAAUUCAUAUACGUCUUUCAACAUUUCCAUUUGAAAUUUAUAGCCAUAGAAAUUUAAUGUCAAAUAUUGAAGUAUUUGGUAUAAAUGGUGGACAUCUGGGUUUAUGGCUUGGAUUAUCUGUUAUUGUUAUUUAUAAUGUUAUUAUCAAUUAUUUGUUACCAUUUUUAAAACUUUUAGUCUGUAUAAUUGGUAAAAAAUUACGAUUAUUAUGUUUACAUUUCACUUAUCGAUGCAUUAGACAUUCAAAAUCAUAUGAUAUGUAA